AUGUUGUUCAGUGGUCUGAAUGACGGGAUGGCGGAGUUGAUUCGCCUGUGUGAGGGACAAAAUGCUGUAUUUUCAAUGUUCAUACUUCUGGUGCUAUCUCAAAUGUCUGAUAAGUUUGAAGAAAGGCCGCAGGAACAGCAGACACAACAGCGAAAGAGUUUAGCUGGCUCUUUUUGGGAACAGUUGAUCAAACGCUGUAUUUCUGACACCAGAGGUGUUCUCAGACGACAUGUAAAUUCCAUGAACCAAAUGUUCCGUGACAGCAAGCCGAGUAGAAAGGCGCGCUGUGGUCUGCUGAACACGAUGCGAGUUUAUGAGAACUUUGCUGAGUCUUCACUCCUUGUCUUCGGAGCGGGCUCCACGAUAAUGGAGCAAGCGCACAGUGAUCUCAUCUGCUGCCUCAUGAACGAACUCGAUCGUGUCGCCGCGGAGAGCGUAAAAACACCGCCAGAAGUCGUCUUGCUAGAGAACUACCAUCGCUUGUAUGACAUCCUGUGUCGGUUGAAACUACCCUCCUUGAACGACACUCGAAAGGAAGCCAAGGCGAGAUACCAACGCGCCCUGCAAGAGUACUCUAUGAACUGCAUGGGACGACCCUUGGAAGAUCUCCAUAAUUUUUUUGAGCAAGUCCAAAGCGCUUUGGAUUCGGGAGUCCGCCCCGAUGCAAUUUGCUACCAAUUCGCUUUUCAAAAGCAUAUGCUCCAAAAGAUCAUCAAGGAAUAUCCUGGCAAAGAGGUUAAGAAAGGACUCGACAGUCUGCGUAAGAGAGUGGAAAAGAAUCUCUCAGAGGAGGCCAAUCUUUUCCCUGUUGUUUGGCGGUCGAUUCAAUCAGAGGUCACAAAGCAGUGUAUGUUCUAUGAGGAAUUGAUCAAGAAAUGCUACUCUGACUCCGGACUGGCUCUCGAUUUCACAAUUGAUGAUCUUCAAAAAUAUUUCAUUGUUGGACUUAGUCAUUCGUCUGGAGGUGAUAACAGUUUAAUCUUUAAUCAGUGCCUGUACGUAUGUCGCGUGACUCAAUGCAACUCUACGGAAAGUGCAACCUACCUCUUGCUUAAAACAAAACCUUAUGAGCCUCGAAAUCUUAGUGUACUAGAAAAGAUAAUCACUUGGAACUGUGAAGAUGAGUGUAAAUAUCAUUGUAUGUGGUGGACUGUUGAUGAACAUCGGCUUAAAGGAGUAUCUCCUCAACAGUUUUAUGGAAGAUGGCCCCAAAUUCGCCUGUUUGGUGCCCAGGAGCCGGCGGCAGCCUUCUUCUCCUUCCUCAACCUUGUCACCCAACUAGUGACAAUGCGGCGUUUCCUUCUUUGUGUGCCCCCUCAAGCUCCACUCUAUGCCUUCUGGGUGCUUUUUGCCUCUGCUGGUGCUAAUGCCUGGCUUUGGUCAACCGUUUUUCAUAUCUGUGACACGGAUUUCACUGAGGUCUGUUUCCGUUAUCCUUGCCCUACCGCUUGGGUCAUUAGGCUAGAUCCGAAGGAGGUCAGAUUAGGAAUCACGACGGCGUGGAGGGGAUCUGAUCUUGUCCCACUUGUGGUUGUAAUAGGUCUGCUGACGUUGGUAGGAUGGCUUGUGGGAAUUCCCAAAGCUCGGGAUGGGGAAGAGCAGACGUCUUAUCGAGUUAUGCAAGCCACGGUUUUCUACAUUGCCACUGUGGCUACGCUUGAAUUCAUCGACUUUCCUGCCAUCCUGUGGCUGUUUGAUGCUCACUCUCUGUGGCACGCUGCUACUAUUCUCAUUCCCUUCCCUAUAUUUUCGUACGCCAUCAAGGAUUGCCGCAACCUUUAUCGCAUUGAGCUGAAAGUCAGAACAUGA
Messenger RNA from Echinococcus granulosus, 1809 nucleotides. RefSeq names its product Exocyst complex component. The transcript has 11 exons. The record is from RefSeq and is a predicted model, not a curated record. Gene Ontology annotation, molecular function: phosphatidylinositol-4,5-bisphosphate binding. Gene Ontology annotation, biological process: GPI anchor biosynthetic process; Golgi to plasma membrane transport; exocytosis. Lineage: Eukaryota; Metazoa; Platyhelminthes; Cestoda; Cyclophyllidea; Taeniidae. Bases 1 to 1809 code for a protein of 602 amino acids. Gene Ontology annotation, cellular component: plasma membrane; exocyst.